GCGCGGCGACUACCGCGGCGCUUCCGCCUGGCCGGCCACGGCCCGGUGUGAACGGCGCCGCGAUGUGGCUGGCCCCGGAGGAGGUGCUGGUGGCCAACGCGCUGUGGGUGACGGAGCGGGCCAACCCCUUCUUCGUGCUACAGCGGCGCCGGGGCCACGGCAAGGGCGGCGGCCUUACGGGUCUUCUCGUGGGCACCCUGGAUGUGGUGCUGGACUCCAGUGCCCGGGUGGCCCCUUACCGCAUCCUGCACCAGACCCAGGACUCGCAGGUCUACUGGACAGUGGCGUGCGGUUCUUCCCGCAAAGAGAUCACAAAACACUGGGAAUGGCUGGAAAAUAACUUACUCCAGACACUGUCCAUCUUUGACACUGAGGAAGACAUCACCACCUUCGUCAAGGGCAAGAUACACGGCAUCAUCGCAGAAGAGAACAAGAACCUGCAGCCCCAGGGAGAUGAGGACCCUGGGAAAUUCAAGGAGGCCGAGCUGAAAAUGCGGAAGCAGUUUGGGAUGCCCGAGGGAGAGAAGCUGGUCAACUACUACUCCUGCAGCUACUGGAAGGGCCGCGUGCCCCGGCAGGGCUGGCUCUACCUGACCGUCAACCACCUGUGCUUCUACUCCUUCCUGCUGGGCAAGGAGGUGAGCCUGGUGGUGCAGUGGGUGGACGUCACACGGCUGGAGAAGAAUGCCACGCUGCUCUUCCCUGAGAGCAUCCGUGUGGACACCCGGGACCAGGAGCUCUUCUUCUCCAUGUUCCUCAACAUCAGCGAGACCUUCAAGCUCAUGGAGCAGCUGGCCAACCUUGCCAUGCGGCAGCUACUGGACAGCGAGGGCUUCCUGGAAGACAAAGCACUGCCCAGGCCCCCCCGGCCGCACAGCAACAUCUCGGCUCUGAAGCGAGACCUGGACGCUCGAGCCAAGAACGAGUGCUACUGUGCCACGUUCCGGCUGCCCGGGGACGAGCGCCUGGACGGCCACACAGGCUGCACCCUGUGGACCCCAUUCAACAAGCUGCACAUCCCUGGCCAGAUGUUUAUCUCCAGCAACUACAUCUGCUUUGCCAGCAAGGAAGAGGAUGCUUGCCACCUCAUCAUACCCCUGCGGGAGGUGACCAUUGUGGAAAAAGCUGAUAGCUCCAGUGUCCUGCCCAGCCCUCUGUCCAUUAGCACUAAGAGCAAAAUGACCUUCCUGUUUGCCAACCUGAAAGACCGCGAUUUCUUGGUUCAGAGGAUCUCUGACUUCCUCCAGAAAAUGCCAUCCAAGCCGCCAGGCAACAGCAGAGCGGGGAGGAAAGCCAGCAUUGUGGACUCAGCCCCAGAGUCUUCCCCAGCUCCUCAGGAGGUGUCAGAACAGCCUGCCAGCCCGACCUCACCCCUCGGUGGCCUCCAGGGGUCCCAUGCACAGGAGGCUCCAACCGCUUCCCAGGGCCUGCUCAAACUCUUCCAGAGAAACACGCCCAUGGAGGACCUGGGAGCCAAGGGGGCCAAGGAGAAGAUGAAAGAGGAGUCGUGGCACAUCCACUUUUUUGAGUACGGGCGCGGCAUGUGCAUGUACCGCACCGCCAGGACGCGGGAGCUGGUGCUGAAGGGCAUCCCCGAGAGCCUCCGGGGGGAGCUGUGGCUCCUCUUCUCUGGGGCCUGGAAUGAGAUGGUGACUCACCCUGGCUACUAUGCUGAGCUGGUGGAGAAGUCCACAGGGAAGUACAGCCUGGCCACGGAGGAGAUCGAGCGAGACCUCCACCGCUCCAUGCCCGAGCACCCUGCCUUCCAGAAUGAGCUCGGGAUCGCUGCACUCCGCCGGGUGCUGACUGCCUACGCUUUCCGAAACCCCACCAUUGGCUACUGCCAGGCCAUGAACAUCGUCACCUCAGUGCUCCUUCUCUAUGGCAGCGAGGAGGAGGCAUUCUGGCUGCUGGUGGCCCUCUGUGAACGCAUGCUGCCCGACUACUACAACACCAGGGUGGUUGGGGCCCUGGUGGACCAAGGCAUCUUCGAAGAGCUCACGAGAGACUUCCUGCCCCAGCUCUCCGAGAAGAUGCAGGACCUGGGGGUGAUUCCCAGCAUCUCGCUCUCCUGGUUCCUGACCCUCUUUCUCAGCGUCAUGCCCUUUGAGAGCGCUGCGGUCAUUGUUGACUGCUUCUUCUACGAGGGCAUCAAGGUGAUCCUGCAGGUGGCCUUGGCCAUCCUGGAUGCCAACAUGGAGCAGCUACUGGGCUGCAGCGACGAGGGCGAGGCCAUGACCGUCCUGGGCAGAUACCUGGAUAAUGUGGUCAAUAAGCAGAGUGUCUCUCCUCCUAUCCCACACCUCCAUGCCCUGCUGACGAGUGGAGAUGACCCUCCUGAAGAGGUGGACAUCUUCGACCUCCUGAAAGUGUCAUAUGAGAAAUUCAGCAGCCUGAGGGCCGAGGACAUUGAACAGAUGCGGUUUAAACAGAGGCUGAAAGUGAUCCAGUCCUUGGAGGAUACGGCCAAGAGGAGUGUGGUUCGAGCUAUACCUGGGGACAUUGGUUUCUCAAUUGAAGAGCUGGAGGACCUUUACAUGGUGUUUAAGGCCAAGCAGCUGGCGAGUCAGUACUGGGGGAGCAGCCGCCCUGCAGCUGUGCGUCGGGACCCCAGCCUGCCCUACCUGGAGCAGUACCGCAUCGACACGAACCAGUUCCAGGAACUCUUUGCCAGCCUGACACCCUGGGCCUGUGGCUCCCACACAUCCGUGCUGGCGGGGCGCAUGUUUCGGCUCCUGGAUGAAAAUAAGGACUCGCUGAUCAACUUCAAGGAGUUCGUGACAGGGAUAAGUAGGAUGUACCAUGGGGACCUGACAGAGAAGCUCAAGGUGCUCUACAAGCUGCACUUGCCUCCAGCCCUGAGCCCAGAGGAGGCUGAGUCAGCCCUGGAAGCGACCCAUUAUUUCACUGAGAACAGCUCCUCAGAAGCAUCUCCUCUGGCCUCCGACCUGGACCUUUUCCUGCCCUGGGAGGCUCAAGAAGCACUACAGCAGGAAGAGCAAGAGGGAGCUGGAAAUGACAUCCAAGAAAAAAGAAGAGAGGAGAAGGGAACCAGCCCUCCUGACUAUCGGCACUACCUUCGAAUGUGGGCCAAGGAGAAAGAGGUUCAGAAGGAGACGAUUAAGGAUCUUCCCAAGAUGAACCAGGAGCAGUUCAUAGAGCUGUGCAAGACGCUUUACAACAUGUUCAGCGAAGACCCCAUGGAGCAGGACUUGUACCACGCUAUCGCCACGGUGGCCAGCCUGCUGCUCCGCAUUGGGGAAGUGGGGAGGAGGUUCUCUGCAUGGUCGGGCAGAGGAGAGUCCAGGGACAGUGCCCCUGAGGAGGGCGAGCCGCCAGCCCCACACCCCCCUCAAGACGUGGCCCAGGAGCUUCAGCCGCCAGCUGCAGGGGACCCCCAGGCCAAAGCGGGUGGAGACACCCACCUUGGGAAAGCACCGCAGGAGAGCCAGGUGGUGGGCGAAGGGGGCGGCGGCGAGGGGCGGGGCUCCCCCCCCCAGCCUCUGUCUGACGAUGAAACCAAAGAUGACAUGUCCAUGUCCUCGUACUCAGUGGUCAGCACGGGCUCCCUGCAGUGUGAGGACCUGGCUGAUGACACAGUGCUGGUGGGUGGGGAGGCCCACAGCCCCGUGGCCACCACUCACAGUGGGGGUGCCGUUGAUACAGACUGGUGCAUCUCCUUCGAGCAGAUCCUGGCCUCCAUCCUGACGGAGUCCGUGCUGGUGAACUUCUUUGAGAAGAGGGUAGACAUUGGACUCAAGAUCAAGGACCAGAGGAAGGUGGAGAGACAGUUUAGCACCUCCAGUGACCAUGAGCAGUCUGCAGUUUUGGGCUGAGGGCUCCAAGGCCUGGGGGCUGGCCUCUCUCUCCUCCCUCCCUCCCGUUCUGUUUUCUCUUGAAGGACACACCCCUCCAGUUCUCCCCAGAAGCAGUGAGUUGUAAAUGGAAAGAAGGCUGAACAGUCGCAGUUGGGACCUAGGCAGGGGCUCCCCACCCCCUCGUUCUGCCUUGGACCUCCUGGCCCCUGCAUAGUGUCAGGGGCUCUCUGAUCUGCCCUUGCUUGCCCUGCACUGUGGCCAGGCCACACCCUGUCCUCCACCUCCUCUUCUGCAGCUGCGUGCUCCGGGGGCUUUCCUGCCACUUGGCGCCAGGUAGGGGGGGUCGAGUGCCUAUUGGGCACCAAAGUGGUGAGAACUUCGAGAUGCUCUCCAGAAGCCCCUGAGCCUGAGCUUCUGGCUGGGGGACAUGGGCAGAAAGCAUCUGCUGCACCAGGGUGGGUGCCGCCUGCACAGGCGUUACUCUCAAUUCUCUUUCAGCUCGUCAUCCUCACCAUUAACCUUAAAAGCAUAUCCCUCAGGUCCUGAUAUAUUUCCUUGUAUUCAUUUCAGUUGGCUAAAAAUCACACUAUGCUCAAUGCCUUAAUAAAUCCCUGAAAGAACUAAAAACUA
Molecule: messenger RNA, 4448 nt
Organism: Aethalodelphis obliquidens (Pacific white-sided dolphin)
Lineage: Eukaryota; Metazoa; Chordata; Mammalia; Artiodactyla; Delphinidae
Gene: TBC1D9B
Product: TBC1 domain family member 9B
Exons: 22
Coding region: 63-3836 (1257 amino acids)
Molecular function (GO): calcium ion binding
Source: RefSeq, a predicted model, not a curated record